Echinostoma caproni is the source of this 1536-nucleotide messenger RNA. The record is from the annotation of a GenBank genome assembly. NCBI's taxonomy places the organism in Eukaryota, Metazoa, Platyhelminthes, Trematoda, Plagiorchiida, Echinostomatidae.
AACCUGGAGCCAAUUAUGGAGGCGGCUGACGAAGGAACAUUGGAUCUGAAAAGAAAUCAAAUUGUGCCAACAAGUGAACACACUUCUGGUCAUUUGCAGUGCUCCCCUAGAUCUGUGACCGGAUCAGAUGAUUCCCCGGAGGUGAAACCAACCAUGAACCGACUGGCCGCAAACAACAGCAUGCCACCGAGCAAUCCAAAACGUUCGGAAAUUGAUAUGCACUCAGAAAGCACUGGUCUGUUUAUUGAUGGUAAACGGAGUACAUCCUCGUCAAACACCACAGCUCAAUCCACUCCACGUUCUCACCCGGUCUCAAAGUCCCCGAACAUCGACACUGACUGUGUGCGGAGAGAAAAGCUUACGGAUUUUCUACCACCGGUGCCUAAAUUACCAAAGGGGUCUUUGAAUCUGUCUGAGAAUUCUUCAACUAAUAUGAGUCGUUGGGUUUCACCGCGGGACCCACGCAGUUCCCCUAUGAAUUCCGGACGAACGCGUGCGUCUACUGUGGCAUCCAGUCUGCGGUCAACUCUGAGCCAGAAGGAGAAACUCAAUGCUCGUAUUCGCACUAUUCAAUCGACUUGUCAACACAUGGAUGAUACGACGCCUGAUUUGUGUUACAUUUGCCAUCAACGGCGGGCUCGUAAUGUUCCGGUUGAUUUGAAAGAGGAAACAAAACGUCAUCAAGAAGCGGAAGAUGCAUUACUGGUAGCAUAUCAACAGAUUCGUGCACAGAAUUCUCUGAAACAAGAACUAAGGUCCGGAAUUCGAUCUUCAUUAUCAGUGUUAUUGAACGAUCCGAAAUUUCGACGAUACUCAACAAGAAUGGAUGAAGAAUUCGUUAUCUCACUGAAUUCGAAUGAAUCAGAACUGGAUCGACAAAUCGCUCAAAAGGAGACUGAGAUAAGUCGGUUGGAAGAGGAAGAACGCACUCUCGGUCGUUUGGAACAGGCACGGUUAGCUGAACAACUCCAUGCCGAACGGGAAAUUCUUUGGCAGAAAAAGAUACGUCAACAGAAGGAAUAUAAAUCCGCACUGGAUUUCCAAGUCAAACAUAAACCCGACCCGAUCCCACGAGCUCAGGCAAACGACGGUGCACCAAUAUUCGGUGCGCAUCACUUUGACCCCGUCAAAUUACGCGAGGCUCGUGAGAGGAUUCAGGCUGUUCAUCAAGCCCAGUGGACAGCUGCCCAAGAACGAUCGGUUCGUGAUAAAAAAUCGAAGGAAGACGAAUUCGUACAAGAAUGUGAUAUGUUGAAACGAGUUCGCCGCGAACUAAUCUGUGACGGUCUGAAACGACGUGAGGCUCAGGAAGCAAUGCGGCAAUACUUGGAAUCGGAAUGGGUAAAAGCUAUUCAGGAGAAGAAAGAUCGUGAACAACUGGAAGAACUGUUUUUGAAACAGCCAAGCGAUCUUGUCCUCCACGAGCAAUGUGCAGCCAUAAAACGAUGCGGUCAAUGUCAACGGAAAUUGGACAACGUGGGUCAGCUCCACUUAGCCGUACAAACGCAUGCACCCCAAGCACCCUAUGUCAUGUGA